AUGCAUCUGUCACUGUGGAAGCCUAUUUCCCACUGCGCUGCUCUCAUAUUGGACAAGAAGAGCAAGAGGAAAAAUGGGUCGGAAUCCGAUCUCGAGAUUUCCAGAAACCCAUCAAUUCUCCGGAAACUUCAAGAGCACAGGUUGAGGGAAGCGCUCGAGGAAGCUUCUGAAGAUGGGUCACUCGUCAAAUCCAAGGACAUGGAUGAUUCCGAGGCGGCCGCUGCUGCAAGCAACCAAGACGAAGGAACAAUCGGCCGAUCGAGAUCGCUGGCGAGGCUUCACGCCCAGCGGGAGUUUCUUCGUGCCACGUCCCUUGCUGCAGAUCGAGUGUUCGAGACCCCAGAUUCCAUUCCUGAGCUUCAUGAGUCGUUCUCCAAGUUCCUCACUAUGUACCCAAAGUACGAGUCUUCUGAGAAAGUUGAUCAGUUGAGGUCAGAUGAGUACACCCAUUUGUCUCCCAAGGUAUGCCUUGAUUACUGUGGGUUUGGGCUGUUUUCAUACCUUCAGACUCUACAUUACUGGGAAUCUUCCACUUUUAGCUUGUCCGAGAUAACUGCGAAUUUGAGCAAUCAUGCGCUUUAUGGUGGUGCUGAGAAGAACACUGUGGAAUAUGAUAUCAAGGCUAGGAUAAUGGAUUACUUGAACAUCCCUGAGAAUGAAUAUGGCCUUGUUUUUACGGUGAGUAGAGGUUCUGCUUUCAAAUUGCUUGCAGAAUCCUACCCUUUUCACACAAAUAAGAAGUUGUUGACCAUGUUUGAUUACGAGAGUCAGUCUGUGAAUUGGAUGGCUCAGAGUGCCAAGGAGAAAGGUGCAGAUGUUUACAGUGCUUGGUUCAAAUGGCCAACCCUUAAGCUUUGCUCAACAGAUUUGAGGAAGCAGAUUUCGAACAAGAAAAGACGGAAGAAGGAUUCUGCCACUGGUUUAUUCGUCUUCCCUGUGCAGUCGAGGGUUACAGGAGCCAAGUAUUCUUAUCAGUGGAUGGCACUUGCUCAGCAGAACAACUGGCAUGUGUUGCUUGAUGCUGGAUCAUUAGGCCCCAAAGAUAUGGAUUCACUUGGUUUAUCAUUGUUUCGACCUGAUUUCAUCAUCACUUCGUUUUACCGUGUGUUUGGGUUUGACCCAACUGGGUUUGGAUGUCUUCUUAUUAAGAAAUCUGUCAUGAGUUGUCUUCAGCGUCAGUCUGGCAGUACAGGGUCUGGGAUAGUGAAGAUAACUCCGGAGUAUCCUCUCUAUUUGAGUGAUUCUGUAGAUGGUCUAGAUGGGACGACUGGUGUUGAAGAUGACGAGGUUAUGGGAAGUGAUGAAAAUGGUACUACGGAACCGCGUCAAGGGACGCAGCUGCCUGCAUUCUCCGGGGCAUUUACACCUGCUCAAGUGAGCGAUGUUUUUGAGACCGAGAUGAGUCAUGACAACAACUCGGAUAGAGAUGGGACGAGCACUAUAUUUGAAGAAACAGAAAGCAUCUCUGUUGGUGAAGUGAUGAAAAGCCCUGUUUUCAGCGAAGAUGGAUCGUCAGACAAUUCGUUCUGGAUUGAUUUGGGCCAGAGCCCGUUGGGUUCCGACUCUGCAGCAAAACACAAGUCAACUGGCUCUCCGCUGCCACCUUUUUGGUUCUCCAGCAAGAAGAAUCACAACAAGAGAAACUCAACAAAACUGACUUCAAAAAUCUACAGCAGUCCACUGUAUGAUGACAAGGUGUUGUCAUUUGAUGCUGCGGUUUUAUCAGUUUCUCAGGAGCUGGACCGUGUUAAGGAGGUUCCUGAAGUAGAGCAGUAUGGCCAUACAAACCUGAGAGAGGGUCUUAAUCAUAUGCAUGUUUCCGAGAUUGAAGAAGAAGAACCAGCAAACGGGUUUCAUAAUGGCACUGACAAAAUAGAGAGUGCUAUAAGAAGAGAAACAGAAGGUGAAUUUCGGUUACUGGGAAGAAGGGAAGGGAACCGAUAUUCUGGUGGUAGAUUUCUUGGAGUGGAUGAGAGUGAACAUCCGAGCAGGCGAAGAAGGGUGUCAUCUAGCGCGGAGGAGAGUCGUAAAGAACUCGUGACUGAGCCAGGGGAAGUAUCUAUAGCUACACUAGAAGAUGAUAAUGACGUGUACACAAGCGAUGGUGAGUUUGGUGAGGGGAUGCAGGAUUGGGAUAGGCGAGAGCCUGAGAUAAGUUGCCGGCAUUUGGAUCAUGUGAACAUGUUGGGCCUCAAUAAGACGACUCUAAGGCUUCGAUUUUUGAUCAACUGGCUUGUGACUUCAUUGCUGCAACUGAGAUUACCCAUUGCCGAAGAAGGGGAAGGAGGAGGAGGAAUGCAUCUUGUCCACAUUUAUGGACCGAAGAUCAAGUACGAGAGAGGUGCUGCAGUUGCUUUCAACAUCAGGGAUAGAAACCGGGGGCUUGUGCAUCCUGAAGUUGUUCAGAGGCUAGCUGAAAGAGAAGGGAUAUCUCUUGGCAUUGGGUUUCUCAGUCACAUACGAAUCGUGGAUGGCCCUAGACAGCAUAAGAGUGGCUUGAACCUUGAAGACGCUACUGCCCUUUGCAGGGCGGUGGAGACUGGUGGUCGCGGAAAAUCAGGUUUUAUAAGAGUCGAGGUUGUCACUGCCUCGCUAGGGUUUCUGACCAACUUCGAAGAUGUUUACAAACUAUGGGUUUUUGCUUCCAAGUUUCUAAAUCCUGGAUUUACCAGAGAAGGCAGCCUUCCGACGGUUGAAGAAGGCGAAGAAACAUGA
Messenger RNA from Linum tenue, 2715 nucleotides. Lineage: Eukaryota; Viridiplantae; Streptophyta; Magnoliopsida; Malpighiales; Linaceae. The record is from the annotation of a GenBank genome assembly.